Molecule: messenger RNA, 2529 nt
Organism: Plodia interpunctella (Indianmeal moth)
Lineage: Eukaryota; Metazoa; Arthropoda; Insecta; Lepidoptera; Pyralidae
Gene: Zw10
Product: Zeste-white 10
Exons: 5
Coding region: 258-2456 (732 amino acids)
Biological process (GO): mitotic spindle assembly checkpoint signaling; endoplasmic reticulum to Golgi vesicle-mediated transport
Cellular component (GO): RZZ complex
Source: RefSeq, a predicted model, not a curated record
AUUAGCUGUAGAGGAGCUAAUGCGGGAGGCUGUGCAAGGCGCUGCCAGAGCUGAAAUAGUAGGCCCGUCCGGCUGGGUCAAAACGUCGCAACAGAAAACUAAUAAACGUUUCCUCGUCAACACGCUGCGGAAUGCUGUGAGUUCCAACAAGUACCACAGCUCGCGACAUAGCCGCAAACCCUACAGUCGGUCGCCCAAACACGACCGACACCAAGAACCCUCUAUUAAAAAGGACAAAUCAAAAAGCAAACACUAAGAUGGCAGACUACAAUGUAGAAAAUGUUUUAAAAACCAUCUUUAGUGACUCAAGUACAUGGAAACCAGCUGAUAAGAUACCUCUAGUUAUUAAGGAAAUAGAACAAUUGAAAAUUGAUAUGAAGAGCUUUCUCCAUAACAGUGAUAGUGAUAUCACAUCAAUAGUAGAUGAAGGGAAGAAGUUGUGUGCCGAAAGUAAAGCUUUGGUUGAUGAAAUGGAGCAGUGUAAGAGAGAGAUAGAACAAGAAACAAUGGCUGAAAUAUUGAAAUCAAUAGAAAACCAUGAUAAAUUGUCUAAGGAAUUGCAACGCGUUAACUUUGCCCUAAAUAUAGUAUUUGAUGUGGUGCAAUGCGGGAAGUAUGUUAAGGAGUUUGAUGAGGGGCGAGAUGCUCAGAGCUUUACCCGCUCCAUUGAGGCUGUGUAUGAUUUAGUACAGCACAUAGAAGUGCCUGCUGAGGGCUUUAAACAACUAGAUCUUUAUAUAAACACAAAAACCACAGGUCAACUCAUAUUAGAUAAUUUACUACACGAGUUGUAUAAUGAGUGGAAUCUACUUGUAUACACAAAUAUCAAAGCCACUACCAGGAAAACUGUUAUCACAAUUAAACUUAAGUUAGAAGAUAAUAAUCUAACGAGAGAUAUAAUCAAUGCUCUAGAUAGAUGCAAAAGGCUUAAUGAAAAGCUUUCAAAGUUUGCUCAGUUUCUUCUCAAAGAUGUUCUUAUCCCUAUCAUUCACAAUGAUUGUACAGUGUUUGCUGAAACAGACGUCUUGAUGACUGUCACUGUUAAUCACAAACAGAAUAACAAACCUCCGUACGAUGCUGUCAUAGCUAAUUUGAGGUUACUAUUUCAUUACCUUAGUAAUAGACUGAACUUGGAAUGUAACAGGGAUUGCACAAUAAUGCAAAAUGUAGGGAAAGAGAUAUGUCUUGCAUUUAAGGACAUUCUAGUCCAAGAUUGUCUCAUAGAUACCAUACCAAAUAAUAUAAAUGAGCUUCAAAGUUAUGGUAAAAUUACUUCAGAAAUUGAAGAUUUCCAGCAUUUCUUAUCUGUAGUGAAAUUCUUCCCAGAAAAUAAGUUAUCCAUACUUGAUUAUGUAAAAAACAUUGAUGUUCUGUUCGCUGAUAAGUCUAGUCAGUACUUUUUGGAGACUGCUCGGUCCAUUAUGGUCAAAGAUUUAAGUGCUACCAUGUCUAUUGGUGUUGAAAUUAUUCCGGAGAGUAAUGAAGCUGCCGCUUCACCUUUGGAUGAGAAUACAGAAGAUGCCCUGAAGAUAUUGAAUGAUACAUUGCCGAAAAGUUUGUUUUAUUUUCCGAGGUGCAUGAUCUCAAAGACUGCCCAAGAACUGCUAGAUUUGGUUUAUGUGAUGAUGGAACAAGCGGUACAGUGCUCAGAUGUGGUUUGCAAGAAACUAUACAACACUACUCGACUAGUCUUUGAAUUGUAUGACGCAGUUGUACCGUAUCAUCAUGAGAAUUAUUUGCAAACUAUUCCACAAUAUGUUGCAUUAUUCCACAACAACUGCAUGUACCUGGCGCACAAUCUGCAAACCUUUGGGGACAAGUGGCUGAUCCUCAUGGAGGGCCGGGAGUUGGACUAUCCGAUCAGCUUCGUGGACCUGGUCCAGAAGCUCCGCGACCUCGGCUACCAGCAUCUCACUGUGCACAUGCAGCAGCAGAGGAAACAAAUCCUUGAUAAUGUACGGUCUUCAGAUCUGAACUGCAUUGUGGUGAAGGACGUGUUGAGCGACAACGCUGAGGCGGCGGUGCGGCAGUGUCUGCGGCAGCUGCAUCUGCUCAAGAACGUCUGGAUCGGGGUCUUCCCCGCCAAUGUGUUUGUCAGACUGAUGGGCACGCUCGUGAACAUGUUCGUGGACGAGCUGAUCCACCGCGUGUGCUCGGUGGAGGACAUUUCCAUGGAUAUGGCGACACAGCUCUCCGACAUCUACACGCUCGUCGUGCAGAAGGCGCCUACGCUGUUCCAGAACCCGACAGACGUGGAGAGCCACGUGAAGCCGUGGGUCAAGCUGCAAGAGUUGAUCUUCAUCCUCAACGGCUCCCUAAAAGAUAUAGAACACCAUUGGCAAGAUGGCGCCGGCCCGCUGGCCAUACACUUCCAUACAGAGGAAUUGAGGAGUCUCAUCAAAGCAUUGUUUCAAAACACGCAAUUCCGCGCAAAUUUACUCUCAAAAAUUAAAUAAUUGAUGUUCACUUAUCAUGCCAAUAUUCAUGUAUAACCAUAUCCGUAUUAUGUUAUUUUGGUGUUCAAUGGUA